AUGGAAAUAAGCUCACAAAGAUCCCAAACAGCUAGCCAUAUUGUAGACCAGAUAAAAAGCCAAGGAUUAUUUGACAAAAUUAGAAAGCAAUGUCUUGAAGAUGUUGACGUAAACUUAGACUACCAAGUUCUCCAAAAGAAGGUGAAUUCUUUUGUUUCAUCAUUUCUCCAAAAUCAGUCAUGGAAUCCUGGAGUUGAGAAGUUAAAGUUAAGGGAACAGCUACGGACUAAACUCUUAAGUACCAAAAUGUUGUCUUGUGGAGUUGACAAACUCGUUAAUCAGGCACUUAAUGCUAAAAUGCCUAAAAAUUUCAAGAAUCAAGUUCAGAAUAUUGUUUGCGAUUACUUUGACUUAAACCCCGAGUCAAUAUUAGCUAGUAGCCUAGGUAACCAAAAUUGUGCUGAAAUAAGACCUGCAAUAUACCCUGAAAAUCCAACAGGACCAUAUCCUUCCGAUUCGUAUGACCGAGCUUAUGGUUCUGUAAUGAGUAAUCCUGUGACCAUACCCACACCUCAAGGCAUUCAACCACCGUUUCCAUAUCCCUACCCCCCAGUUCCUGUUCAGCAUUCAGUUAUUCAGGCGAGUGUUCCAUGUCCAAUCACUGCUUAUGUGGGACCAAGUGCAAAUUAUUUGAUUCCACCGCCGCCUCCUCCUCCAAGUGUCUUUUGUCAGCCACUUGUCCAUUUUAACAACCAGUCAUCAGUUCCACCACAAAACUUCCAAACUCCAGCGAAUAACACUGUUUCUCCUUCAGCUACUCAUUCGGAUAUAGAACACGUUAGAACACAACCCCUAGAAGUUACAGUAGAAGAAUCAGUACCAUGCGAUGAUCCUAUGGAUAUAGAAUCUUUAAGUCCUAAUAGUCCUGCUGAUGAAUCUACUGCAUCAUUGUUACAUGAAAAUUCGGAAUUCUGCGGAGAACGUCAUUCAUCUAAAGUCAGCGAAAAAAGUUCAUACCGACAACCUAACAAGAUUGCUUGGCAUGAUGUCCAUUUACUGUUGGAUGAUGUUUCUGAAGAUGAAGAAAAAGAUGUGAUUUCGAAGUCACCAACCUCUCUUGGAAACUCCAUUCCAUAUUCAGACCAUUCCUCAGUUCCAAGGUCACCACAUACAAUUUCUCAGUCCUAUGAUCGGAACCUAUCAGUUCAGAGUACUUUCUCCCGUAAUAUUCAUAAUGCAGAUGAUUGCAUACGCUCUACCUCACCUAUCGCUUACGAUGAACGCAAACAUCGAAAUAAAUACAUGACAUCUACUUUAGAAUAUAAUCCAGAAAAUUAUGUUUCGAACUUUAAAACUGAAAGUGCAAAAUUAUGUUAUGAACAAAAGUCUGAUUCUAACGAUUCAUACUCAACAAAUACAUCUACGAAUCGUACGAAUCAUAAUCACUCUAAGUACUCAAGGUCGUCCACUUCACCCUUCUCUACUAGUCAGUUAUGCGAUGCGAAUGACUGGUGUACAAAAUCUACUGGGAUGAGCUCGCGAAUCGAAAUAUAUCACAGUAGUCAAUCAAUAAGAAGAUCCCAAUCUUCGAUUAAAAAUCAACCAGUAUAUAGCCCAACGAGCCACUUUGAGCGUCAUCUCUCAGACACGUUUAGACAAUCACAUUACACGAAAAGUCCGGAUAUUUUUAUGGAUCGUCGUUUAAAAUCAGAUUAUCCAUCGAGCAGUUCUCUGUCCAAUCAGUUCCGUUCAUCACCAGAUUCUAUGGUUCAGACGAAGAUGCGAAGUAACAAAAGUUAUCCUAACAUUACAUCAUCCUGUGAAUGGGCAAGAAAUGAAUCACGUUCCCCUGAAGAACAUUCUAGUAGAUCAUCCUCAAUGUUCUCACAAGGUAACUGCUCAUUGUCGUCAGUUUUAGAACGUGUGACACCAGAACCAACACCAACUUCCCAAUACCCCAGUUCAUCCACCUAUAAGACUUUCGAAACAGAAACAGUAAAUGCAUAUUCUCCUGACUUCGCUUCUGAUCGGUUAACUCGGAAACGCGAAAUCGAGGCCAGAUUGAAAGAGAUUGAGUCAACUGAGCGGAAGCUGCUGAACUGGAAAAAAAUGCAGAGUUACGGGAAAGAAGCACGAUCGUUCACAAACCGUGAUGAUGUGGAAUAUGGACCAGAUUAUAAGAAACUCCCGAAGAAAUAUACGAAGUGA
Molecule: messenger RNA, 2148 nt
Organism: Schistosoma curassoni
Lineage: Eukaryota; Metazoa; Platyhelminthes; Trematoda; Strigeidida; Schistosomatidae
Source: the annotation of a GenBank genome assembly